AUGGCAUCCAACGAUUUCUCCAAGAUUGAAACUUUGAAACAAUUAAACGCUUCUUUGGCUGACAAGUCAUACAUUGAAGGUACUGCUGUUUCUCAAGCUGACGUCACUGUCUUCAAGGCUUUCCAAUCUGCUUACCCAGAAUUCUCCAGAUGGUUCAACCACAUCGCUUCCAAGGCCGAUGAAUUCGACUCUUUCCCAGCUGCCUCUGCUGCCGCUGCUGAAGAAGAAGAUGACGAUGACGUCGAUUUAUUCGGUUCCGACGAUGAAGAAGCUGAUGCUGAAGCUGAAAAGUUGAAGGCUGAAAGAAUCGCUGCAUACAACGCUAAGAAGGCUGCUAAGCCAGCUAAGCCAGCUGCUAAGUCCAUUGUCACUCUAGAUGUCAAGCCAUGGGAUGACGAAACCGAUUUGGAAGAAAUGGUUGCUAACGUCAAGGCCAUCGAAAUGGAUGGUUUGACUUGGGGUGCUCACCAAUUUAUCCCAAUUGGUUUCGGUAUCAAGAAGUUGCAAAUUAACUGUGUCGUCGAAGAUGCCAAGGUUUCUUUGGAGGACUUGCAACAAAAUAUCGAAGACGACGAAGACCACGUCCAAUCUACCGAUAUUGCUGCUAUGCAAAAAUUAUAA
Molecule: messenger RNA, 621 nt
Organism: Saccharomyces paradoxus
Lineage: Eukaryota; Fungi; Ascomycota; Saccharomycetes; Saccharomycetales; Saccharomycetaceae
Gene: EFB1
Product: translation elongation factor 1 subunit beta
Exons: 2
Coding region: 1-621 (206 amino acids)
Biological process (GO): translational elongation
Cellular component (GO): cytosol; eukaryotic translation elongation factor 1 complex
Molecular function (GO): translation elongation factor activity; guanyl-nucleotide exchange factor activity
Source: RefSeq, a predicted model, not a curated record